Molecule: messenger RNA, 4731 nt
Organism: Malassezia sympodialis ATCC 42132
Lineage: Eukaryota; Fungi; Basidiomycota; Malasseziomycetes; Malasseziales; Malasseziaceae
Exons: 3
Coding region: 1-4731 (1576 amino acids)
Biological process (GO): barbed-end actin filament capping; actin filament bundle assembly; mitotic actomyosin contractile ring assembly
Cellular component (GO): cell division site; mating projection tip
Molecular function (GO): actin binding; small GTPase binding
Source: RefSeq, a predicted model, not a curated record
AUGAGCGCCCCUACAAUUACUCCUGUGGCAUCAAGAGCGAACUCUAUGAAUUAUGACGUGCGUAAGUCUUUGGAUGGUCAGUAUCGACCAUCUACAUCCAAAGCUAUUAUGUCCGAUCGAUCCUCUAGUGGCACUGACGCUGCUACAUUACGACAAUCUUUCAUGACACGUCUUCCCGAGUUGCGAAGCUCUAGACCUUCUGAUGGAGAAGUCGAAAUCAUGUUUGCAGAUCUCAUGAACCGACGAGAUAUGCUUCAAGGACCGAGCGCUCCAUCUCAGGAGGCUGUAAACAGCAUGUUUGAAUUUACGCCUGACAAGAAAUGGACACUGGUGUAUAAUGAUCUGCUGACUACCCAAUCAGCAGAGAGGGAUCGACAGCGUCGCUUUCCUACUCCAGCUACGUCAGCAGCAAGUGCCCAAGCCACGUCUAUGGUCCUGGUCCGCAACUCGCCUGAAUGUAAGCCUGGGGCUUAUGAUGCACUCCAUCACCAAAAAUGCAUUAACGGAAUAACACGGUCAUUGAUAUCGCCGCAUCUUCCCACUCGCAAACAGGCAGCAGAUAUUCUUCUUUUCUUAUGUCACUGGGAGAAGCCCCAGGGUCAUCGACUGGUGCUACAAGGUAUUGAUGAACUUAAGGAUACCAUGAAGCUUCCUGGCCGCUUUGAUGCGUGGUUUGGGGCCCUUGAAACUGCCAUUGAUGGACGAGGGCGCAUGGGUAGCCUGGUGGGCGCCAGUGAAGAAUUUCGAAAACUGCAGUUAACGGCAUUACCCGAGGCAAGUCUUCCUGAAUAUGUGGUGAAUAACAUGUUCCUAGUCAAUGCUCUGGUGAACAGUGAUAUUGUUGAGUCUGUCAAGGCACGAGUUCACUUGCGAUCGCAGAUGACUACGAGUGGGCUACCAAGGAUAAUGGCCAAGAUGCGCGAGCUUGGGACACCUGACUUGAAUUUACAACUUCAAGUGUUUGAGCGCAGUGCAGCAGCAGACAAUGAAGACCUUAUGUUAAGCUUCCAGCGAGAAGCUUCACGCGAUUUAAGCAACCCCAAUGAGGUGUUUAACCUCGUUAUGGAACGUGUAAAAGACACACGUGCAAAAGACUUUUUUAUGAGUGCCAUGCAGCAUCUGCUCUUGAUCCAGCAUGAUGGAAACGAAAUGGUUCACUAUUUCAAACUCAUUGACUCCAUGAUUUCCACGGUUGUCCUUGAUAAAGAUGGUACAGCAUCAGCUGGUGAUAUGGCGUCACUUAUUGGUUCCUCAGUGAAUAAUGUGCUAGACCGUUUUGCAGACCAAGAUCUAAUGGAACGCAUGCAAAAUGAACUCAAGGAAACCCGACUUAGGCUGAACACGCGUGAAAGUGAGCUACAGAACUUACAAAAACGCUUGGAUGAUGCGGCUGGUGGGCUUGUUGGACAAUUGGAAGCACAGAUCAAAGAGCUCCAGAAUGACUUGGAAAUAUCUCGGGAAAAUGCAGCAGCCUUGCAGCAUGACAUGGAUGAAAUGGAGCGAUCCUAUGUGGACAGAAUCCUUGGAUUGGAAUUGGAGCUUCAACGACAGGUUGAACGCAGUCGUACGAUUCGAAAACUUGUGGCAAACUCGACUGAAAAGGUGAAGGUGCUCGAUACUGUAGGAGCGUCGCAUGAUUCCUACAGUUCGCCUAUCCCACCGCCGCGGUCCAUUCGUCGGGUUUCUUCGUCCUCUCCUAAUUUGAACAAUGAUGCACAGGAAAGAAUAGGGCUCACAGCCAUGGGUCUUUCUGCGUCUGCCAAUCCUUCGCCAGCUAGUGAAAGUGUUGAAAAGUUCUCAUCUCAGAAUGAACUGGACGAAUCAAACGAAUGGGGCCUGCAAGCAAAGCUUGCCUCUACUAUGGCUAAUGAUGCAGAUAUGCAAGAACGGAUGCGCAGCGUCCGCGCUUCCCGGAUGCGCCGACGUGAUACUAUGGAAGAUACUUUUCAAGAUACUUCUUCGCAGGACAUGACGCCUCGAAAGUCUCAGGGUAUAACGCUGGUGCCAGUGCCGCAUGCUCGUACGUCCACGCCGGAAGAAUUUGCCACACCGACUCAAAAGCCUCAACAUACUUCGCCGCACUCUUCUAGUCUUACACCUCGCGCGAGUCUUUCCGAUUCGAAGACACAAGGACCUAGAACUUUGCACGAGCAAAGCGAGCCGCCUCUUAUUGCAGCAAAAAGCCCGGUGCGCACUACCUUUUCACUUAGUCAAGGCCCCAUUGUUGGUACAGAUUUAGCAGCGGCUCGGAUUGCGGACUUAUCAGAAGUACACAAGGAAUCACAGGACCCGUCCAUGUCAGAUCCCAAUUUGCGCAUAUCCACCCCUGAUCCUGAAUCCCAAAACAUUGAACAAUGUCCGCCACCACCGCCACCACCACCACCGCCGCCGCCGCCUCCAUCAGUUGCCCCUGUGGAGACUUGUGAAGAACCAGCAUACUCCCCCAAAGACGGUACGUCCGUGGCUCCGCCUCCGCCUCCGCCACCGCCUCCUCCUCCGCAGAAUGGUUCUGGUGCAGCUAUGCCUCCGCCUCCGCCUCCGCCUCCGCCACCUUCAUCGGGGCCUGGAAACAAUACUGUUCUUGCUGCACUCAAGCAAAAGAUGGCAGAAAAAGCAGGCUCUUCCGUUAUUCACUCUCCCGAUGCUGCAAGUGAUGGUUACUCUUCCCUACUAGGUGUUCGCACCUCGUUCCAAUCGGAUCUGGGCCCUCCGGGACCGAUUCAUGCACCUCCUGCGCCAUCUAAUACACUUCCUCUGUCGUCGAAUUUGCGCAAGAAUGUACUGGAUAUGGCUAAAUCACGAAUGAAGCAGCUUCAGUGGGAUAAGUUAUCUGCGGAACAUGCCUCCAGCACGGUAUGGGACAAGGCGUCUAAAAAUGAAAUGUUGCUCCGUGACAUGAUUCUGCAGCAUGGCUUAUUUGGUGAAAUGGAUGAAGAAUUCAAAGCAAAAGAAUCAUCAAAGAAACUUCAGAAUGUCAAAAGGGACAACAAAGAGCUGCAGACCCACCUCAAUUAUGCAACGCGUCAAGGUAUUGAGAUGGUGCUCAAGCGUCUCAAGAGUCGCUUAACUGACAGCAAGCAGUGUACGCCUGAAGAACUUGCCCAUUUGAUUAUACAAUGUGAUCCUCAGGUGUUUGACCAAAGUCUUUUGACUGAAUUGCUCAGGUAUUACCCUGAAUCGGAAACCAAGGGCCGUUUGGGCGAAUAUAAGAAUGCUCCCGAUGAGCAGCUCCGUCUUUUGCACCCAGCUGAUCGCUUGGUUGUAUUGUUGAUGACUGUACCGCACCUGAAAGAUAAGGUGAAAGGCAUGUUAUACAAGACAAAAUAUCAGGAUACAGUGGACCUCAUUCGAAGCGGACUGGACAAAAUUCAAAACGGUGCCGAAGCUAUUAUGGAUGCCCCUAACUUUGCCAAACUUUUGAGUGUGGUUCUUCUCUUUGGAAAUUAUUUGAACGCUACAGGUAUCAAGGGUGGUGCCUACGGUUUUAAGAUUAGCAGCAUUAACAAGCUAGUUGAUACAAAGGCUGCGGAUGGUACGACCCUCUUGCACUUUGUUGAACGCGCGGUUUCCAAUCGUUUCCCAGAACUAGAAGGUUUUGUGGAUGAGAUUUCAUUGGCAACUGAAGCUUGUCGGGUUCAGCUGCUUGACUUGAAACAUGAUUUAGCCGAGCUCAAAUCCGCCAAUGUGCAGCACAAGAAAGACCUUGAUCGUCUUCUGGGUGAAAAUGAGGAGAAUUCGGAGGAUCCUUACAGUAAACUUAUGUUACCCUUCCUGAACACAGCCACAACAGAGCUGCAACGUCUUUCUGAUCAAACGCAGUAUACUGAGCGUGUUUUUAAUGAUGCUCUACGCUACUAUGGUGAAGGUCCUGACCCGCUGCGAAGGAGCUUCACUGGGGCCAAGACUAUGCCGACAGAAGAAUUUUUUGGUAUUUUUAAAGAGUUUCUAACUGCGUACCGAAAAGCAAAGAUGGACAAUGCGACUUUGGCACAGCAACGUGCAUUAGAAGCAGCACGCCGUGCUGCUGCUGAGGAGCGUGAUAAGGAACUCAAAGAGGCACGCGCUCGUCGGGAAGCUGGCAUCGAUGAUAGUGCUGUGCUGGAGACCCUACUUACCUCCUUGCGCACUAGUGGUGGAACACCACGUCAGAAACGCAAUCAGCGUAGGCGUGCAAGACCAUCUACGGCAGAUUUACGAACAGUGCCCGAGACAGAUGCCGAAGAGACAUCUGAGCACCCGUCAACAAAAGCUGCAGAGAUGCUCGCGCAGCUUCAAGGCGGAGAGAAACGAGAACACACAAGUGGACUCACUGCCACUGCUUUGGCCACUGUGGCCGCGCGAGAAGAUCGGCGACGUGAGCGACGCGAAAGGAACAGCAUCCCAGUACUUCAAGAUAUCCCUCGUCCACCUUCUUCUCGUGCCAGCAGUCGCACCGAUACCCCUGACACAGGUCUGAAAAGUCCCGAGUCGGAAGAUAACGCUCCAAUCACAUCCACCUCGCCAGACGCAAACUCUCGCUCUGCAACGAAGACACCACCGUCGCAGUCACAACCGAUGGAAGCUAAUCUUAUGGCUGUAUCACCGACGCCUGUGUCUCGAUGCUCGCCGGACUCGCUCUAUUUGACGCCAGAUGCUCAAAGACGCAGCUCCCAGGCGACCUCAUCAACUAUGGACUCACCGCUACAGGUGACGACCCCGGAUGAGUUUGAAAUAGAUGAAUUUGUUAUCUAG